CUGCACCCGCGCCCGAGGCGCCCCUUGCACCCGCGCGCUCGCGCUCGCCCCGUCGGGCGCCAUGUUCCAGCCGGGGGCGACGGCGGCCAAGCGCUGCUUCACCAUCGAGUCCCUGGUGGGCAAGGACAGCCACCCGCUGGGCGAAGAGCCCCUCCGGCCGGCCGCCGCCGCUUCCCUCGGCUACCCGGCCAGCGCCGCCGUCGAGGCCUUCGCGCACGGCUUCCAGGGCUCGGCAGCCGCCGCCGCCGGGCGCUCUCUCUACAGCAGCCCGGAGCUGCUCUUCCCCGAGGCCGUGAGCCACCCGCCCGCCCUGGCUGUCCACCCGCCCCAGCUGGCCGCCUCGCACCUCCCGCCCUCGCCGCACCCCUUCUUCGGCGCCCAGCCCCGCGACCCGCUCAACUUCUACCCCUGGGUGCUCCGCAACCGCUUCUUCGGGCAUCGCUUCCAAGGCGGCGAAGUGUCCCAGGAGAGCCUGCUCUUACACGGCCCCUUUGCCAGGAAGCCCAAGAGGAUCCGCACAGCCUUCUCGCCCUCGCAGCUCCUGCGACUGGAGCGGGCCUUUGAGAAGAACCACUAUGUGGUGGGGGCAGAACGCAAGCAGCUGGCCAGCAGCCUCAGCCUCUCAGAGACCCAGGUGAAGGUCUGGUUCCAGAACAGGAGGACCAAAUACAAGAGGCAGAAGUUGGAAGAGGAAGGCCCAGAGUCGGACCAGAAGAAGAAAGGCUCCCACCACAUCAACCGAUGGCGGAUCGCCACCAAGCAAUCCAACGGAGAAGACAUUGACGUCACGUCCAACGACUAGGAGGGAGGUGGGAGGAGGCUGCUGGCAAGACAGUUCGCGGAAGGACCGCCUGGGGAGGGGGGAACCAACUCUGGAGACUGAGCCAGGACAGGGCAGCCUCCCACUGCCAUGCGUGGGCUGUCCUCUGUGGGGGAACGCGCUUCGCCUCGGAGCCCCCUCCUCCCUGGGGCUCCCGCCAGCCCUCCAGCCCAUGGGGCCGCCUGUGGGGAUAGGGAAUGCACUUGAUGGCCGAGGACGGCCGAGGUGGGAGGCUGUAUCGGCUCCAGGAAAAGGACGGGCUUUGCCACUUGCUCCAGCAAGGAAGUCCCCCGUCAGCCAUAUGAGCAAAUAAACACGUCCACCAAGACCCAUGCCCUGCACACUCCUCCUGUCUUUGUUGGGCUGCGGUUGGGUUUACUAUUAUUUUUCUAAUGGCAGCAAACCCAUUUUCUCUUUAAUUUAUUCUUCAGUGUCUCUGCGUUUGGUGUGUGCAUAUCCCCUGUGUCGUAGAUAGCAACAGAUGUAGUGUGUGUUACUGUGCGGUAAUAAAAACAACAUGGGUUUGAAA
Molecule: messenger RNA, 1349 nt
Organism: Podarcis raffonei (Aeolian wall lizard)
Lineage: Eukaryota; Metazoa; Chordata; Lepidosauria; Squamata; Lacertidae
Product: homeobox protein EMX1-like
Exons: 3
Coding region: 62-802 (246 amino acids)
Biological process (GO): central nervous system development; regulation of DNA-templated transcription; neuron differentiation
Molecular function (GO): DNA binding; DNA-binding transcription factor activity, RNA polymerase II-specific
Source: RefSeq, a predicted model, not a curated record